Herpailurus yagouaroundi (jaguarundi) is the source of this 3839-nucleotide messenger RNA. It is a transcript of the gene MOSPD1, whose product is annotated as motile sperm domain containing 1. The record is from RefSeq and is a predicted model, not a curated record. Gene Ontology annotation, cellular component: cytoplasm. The transcript has 7 exons. Bases 2197 to 2838 code for a protein of 213 amino acids. NCBI's taxonomy places the organism in Eukaryota, Metazoa, Chordata, Mammalia, Carnivora, Felidae.
AAUAUUUUUAAAAAGAUGCUACUGGAGGGCAUCUUUAUUUUAUUUUUUUUAAUCUCAAAACAUACACUACUCAACUUUUACAGUAUAUAGACUGCUGUGAAGUCUUACUUCGGUAAGACCUCAAAGUACGUGGAAAACCUAGAAAAUGUGUAAAAACCAAAUAGCCUAAUAUUUGUACAAUGAACCAUUUAACCUAUAGUGAACAGCAGAACAGUGCCUGUGAAACACCUGACUUCAGGAAUGUACCAGCCCUUAAAAAUCCUAACAGACAGUACUGGAAAUUUAAAGAGGAAGAGAGCCGAGUCGAUGAAAUGGGAAGGAAGAAGCGGUUUUAACACUGGCGAGACUAGAGCAAAAGAACUCACUGCUCUUAACUGUUUAGUAUUUAGCUGGCCACUGGCAGGCCUGCACCAAAUAUGGCAGAAGGAGAUAGUUCCUGUGCCCAGAUAAAAGGGAGCGGGCCCAGGGGUGGAGCCAGAACCCUGAUCAGAGUAAACACGAGAGCUGGAGAGAGGGGGUCCGUAGCUGGUACACUGGAGCCAAGCAGACGGGUCACUUCACUUGUUUCUGGGGAAGUCUGCUUCAGGUUAUCCUUAACCGUUUCAAACCUCAACCCACUUUCUGCACAAGAAUCCCCAAGGGCCACUUACUCCAUUUGAUUUUCUCACAGCCUCCCGUGUCCCCCCAAAAAGGUGGGGUGCAAAUGACACUAUGCCUUUAAAGUGGUUUCUGUCUGCAAUCUCCAUUUUGAGUCUGUAGUGGGCAAAGGUUUGGAAAUUCCCACUUCUCUCCGAGUCUUCUCUUUUCCUUCUGGUCAAUUGAAAGGGAGGAAAACAGAAAAAAAAAAAAAAAAAAUCACACUGUGGGGGGUGCCGGUCUCCCUGGACUGAUAGUGGAGAGUAUGUGAGGACUUUAUGUGUUUAGACUUUUGUGUGAGUGUGUGUGUGUGUGUGUGUGUGAGAGAGAGAGAGAGAGAGACAGAGAGACAGAGAGAGACAGAGAGGGAGGGAGAGAGAGAGUAGUUUACAAACUGGUCACAAGGUGGUGUACAGGCAUCGGAUUUUCUUUCAGAUUUUCGUUCAUGGUCGUAUCCCUGUGCCUUUGUACAGAGGAAAAGGACAAGGCCGUUCCUGCAUCGCCAGCUGCCAGCUGCACUGUCUCCCCGUAAGGCUGGGGCUCUUCGGGAACCUAGGCGGCCACUGAGGGGCCAGGGCUGAUGACAAGGGAGAGGGGCAGGAGAGCGGGCGGGAGGUGUGGGGAGAGACAGCUGGGAGCGCGUGUUCUCUGUUCUCUCACCUGAACCCCUGGCAAGCAGCCACCAUAGAUUUACUGCUCCCUUAACUGGGAUCCUUUCCCUGUCUUUUAUGGACAAAGUGCGCUCAGCUGUGAGGUACAGGAAUGUUCCUUGAUGGGGGAGACUGUUAUCAGUAGACGCCCGUAGGCAAAGCUGCUAAGUGCCCGAGGUUGGGUCCAUGUAGGAUGCCCCCAAACCCAAGCCGACAAAAAACCCACAGAAACACAAUAUGGCAUUAUGCUUGAAGUCUGGGCCGUCAGAAGUAAUCCACACAAAGCCAAUGUCAGGAUAUGCCACGACUACAGUAUGCUCUACCGAGUGAAAAAUCAGACAUUUCCUGUGAUCGCGUCGUUCCAGCUUCUGCAUUUUCAAAAGCCACAUUCUUAGGAUGGUAGCUAAAUCGGAACGUUGUUGAUUAAAAUUAGCCCGAGAAACAAACACAGAAACAUCACACACACCAGACCGUCAGACUUCUGCCAGCCACAACUAUUCAGAACAUACUCGAGAACCCCAGAAGGAAUCCAAAAGGUCUCUAAGCUGGAAGCAAAUAGUUCUCACGAAGCCUGUGUACUUGACGUAGGAGGGGAGGCACAGUGCCACUUGCAUGCCACAGCCUAUUUACUGACUUUGAAUUUUCAUAGAAGACUCCCAAGGACUCCUUAACAAGUCUGGAUAUUCAGCUUCCUUUCAAGACAUUUUUGCUUGUCUUGGGUUUUCGGUAGAAAAAAGAUGAAAAGAACUCUUCCACCCAUGCGGCCAGAAAGCACUGACUAAAGCAUGGUCGAAAUGAGUGUGAAAAUUGCCAAAAUGCUUUGGAGUUUUUAACUAACUGACUUAAGAAAAGUCCAAAAUAGAUUUGAGACUGUAAAAACAGAAGCCGCAGCAAGGGGGAUUCAGUGCCAAUGCAUCAACAAAAAAGACAGCCAGAGUUAGUGGAAGGAAAUCUUCCUGUUUUUGUGUUUCCCACGGAGCUAAUAUUUUAUGCAGAUGACCAGUCAACACAUAAGCAAGUGUUGACUCUGUAUAAUCCCUAUGAGUUUGCCUUAAAGUUCAAAGUUUUGUGUACUACUCCAAAUAAGUAUGUUGUCGUCGAUGCUGCAGGUGCAGUAAAGCCUCAGUGUUGUGUGGAUAUUGUGAUUCGUCAUAGAGACGUUCGAUCCUGUCACUAUGGUGUAACGGACAAAUUCCGUCUCCAAGUUUCCGAGCAAAGCCAGAGGAAGGCUUUAGGAAGGAAAGAGGUUGUGGCUACUCUUCUCCCGUCUGCAAAAGAACAACAAAAGGAAGAAGAGGAAAAAAGGAUAAAGGAACAUUUAACUGAAAGUUUAUUUUUUGAGCAGUCCUUUCAACCAGAAAACAGAACUGUCUCUUCAGGACCUAGUUUACUAACUGUCUUCCUGGGAGUGGUGUGCAUUGCGGCUUUGAUGCUUCCUACGCUGGGGGAUGUGGAAUCGCUGGUGCCUCUCUACCUCCACUUAAGUGUGAAUCAAAAAUUAGUGGCUGCUUAUAUCUUAGGUCUUAUCACAAUGGCCAUACUUAGAACAUGAGCAAGGAAUUCAGUUGACUUCUGAAGUAAAUUUAUCUUGCAAAUAUGAAUGUGGACUGCCUUUUAUCUCUUUCACUCCAUUAACAUGCUACAAACUAUUGAGUGAUUUACAAUAAUUGCAAAUGUAUAAUUGCAAACGUAUAAUAUAUAUUUUAAAUUACUCUAUAAUUUUAUUUGAAGGACUCUAGCACAUUAUGAUACAGACAGCAAGGAUGCCUCUGAAUUACGCCUAGGAAAUUAUUUGAAAAAAUUCUUUUUAUAUCUAAACCGAUUAUGCAAAAGACUUUAACCAUCUGUUAUUUUUCUCAUCUUUUUUUCUAAUUUACUUUGAUUAAGGUCGUAUGUCCUUCACAGUUAAAGGCCUGAAAGAGCAAACUGACCAGCUUAAAUGUAAAAUGACAUUUCCUAACUACAAACAUCAAUGUUCCUAUGUAAAUUAUACCUUGUCCUCUCAUUAUAAACAGUUGCCAUGGUGUUUCUAAAAUAAGUUUCACGGUUAAUGUGUGGAGGGCACCAAGAGAAAAAGCAUAAAGUGCUGAGGGAUCAUGUUUAUCCUAUCCUAGGAUCUCACAGGAGACCAGACAUAUUUCAUUCAUCUGGUGAACUACAGCACAGGUUGUGGUCCAGACACAAAGCAUGUGGGGGUUUUUGCAACCCUCAGAAUUAGGGUGACUUCUCUAUUUGGCCUAAGAAUUCUAAAGGAAGGUAGGCAUUUGUUUAGUUAAUUGGUUCACCCUGGCUUUACCUCUGGAUAAUGCUUUCUGUUAACAGGAGGAAAAAAUCACUUUAUCAUUUCUUCCUAGCCCUUUGCCUGACUGUAAGCAACUAGCCCAGUCUGGGGUUACCAGAUGCCGGGUGGUUUAUACGGAGAUGUUUUUCACCUUUAAACUCCAAGCCAAGUAUACAAAAUCCUUGAUACGUGUCUAUUUUAUAACAGUCACGGAGAUAUUUUUUAAGUUUGUAUUUAUUAAAACAACUUUACCAAAAAAAAAAAAAAGCCCC